This is a messenger RNA of Trypanosoma brucei brucei TREU927, 2544 nucleotides long. RefSeq lists its product as hypothetical. The record is from RefSeq and is a predicted model, not a curated record. The coding region runs from base 1 to 2544 and encodes 847 amino acids. NCBI's taxonomy places the organism in Eukaryota, Euglenozoa, Kinetoplastea, Trypanosomatida, Trypanosomatidae. The transcript has a single exon.
AUGGAAUCCUCCGUUUAUUCUGGUACAAUGCCAGUUAAGGGGGUGUUGUACAUGACAUCACCCUGCAUGCCGUCAGCGGCACUGAACAGUGGAAUGCAUUUGCCCACCUUACCAUAUAACCCGCUUCUUCAAUCCAAACGAGGAACCGCAGCCUGGCCCGCAAAUCCAAACAACUUAGGAGUGCUGCAAGGUGGGCUUAAGGACACUAAAAGUGCUUUAAAUCGCCAAAAGACGGCAGAAGGAGCAGACACUGGUACCAACGACGCAGCGGCCGCAUCGGGUAACACCGGCAGCCGCAAGGGCAUCCCGAUAAAAGAACCCGUCAGGGGAAGGACGGGGAGAAAAAUUGUUCAGCCGCUCCCUGGUGAAAGUUCGAGUAAUCGCUGCAGCCCUCGGAAACCCGUUCAAGGGAGCGUUGAAAGUUUCAAAUCCCUUAAAAGUAUGCUGUCAAAGUCUACGGACACUAAGUGGGGGGCAGCAACUACAUCUUUUCUAGAGACUGGCGGCGGCAUGGCACAAACAAUGAACUCCUUUAUGUCUUCUGGACGAGAUCCACCGCCUCUUGCUACAACGCUGGCGCAGUACCUACAGAAAGAAGUAAGUGUGGCCGUUGAUGAAGGAGGCGUUUGCACAGCCCAAAGUCGCCUUCGACCUUUUCGUGAGGCACUUUUUGUACUCAUUGAUGCGUUCCCCGCGUAUAGCCAAAUCUUGAACGAUAUUAUGUCGGCUUACGAUGGUGUUAUUCAAGAACAGGCCGCAAUGCUAAUUGAGUCUAUGAAUGAGCGACAGAGACAGGAGCGUGUGGUUGCUCAGCGAGGGAUGGAGGUGCAAGAAUUGAACUCAACCAUCACUCGGCUUACUGCAGAACUAAAAGAGGUACGUGAUGAACUCGAAGAUGACGGUGACGACGAGGUAACAGAGGAAGGAGAUACGGCACCUAUUGUGGUGCCUCAACCAGGUCGCCGCUCAUUGAAAGGUUUCAAGAAAAUGGAAAGGAAUCUUCUUCGCGCCAAUGCAACGAUACAGAAAUUAGAAGAAACCAACAAGGAUCACCUUGAGAAGGUGCUUGUGCUGAUUGCCGCCUUGCGGGAAAGUGACAAGCGAGCGAAAAAGGUAGAGAAGGAGUAUCAGGACCUGGUGAGCAAGGUUGACGAACUGAGUGAGUUCAAAAUCAUGGCGGGUGAAGCUCAAAGUGAGCUUGAGGAGUUCAAGGAAAAAUACAGCCAGUUUAUCUCCAUUACCGAUCACAACAUCGUGAAGGAACAACUGAUGGCUGAACUGCAAGCAGCCCAAGCCGCUGGUCGUCACAACCGUCGGGCUGCCGCUGUUAGGGGAAUGCAGGUGGAUGUUAUGGGAAGGAAGUUUAAAGCCAUAAAGGAGGAAAAUGCGCAACUUCUUAAUGCAGACAUUCAGCGCGAUGUAAUGACUCCUCGGCCCAAGUGGGAUGAAGUCCAUGAAAAGGUCCCUGCGUUGAAGGAAUACGUCAAAUCUGUCCGAGCUCUCCCGCUUGAAGGUGACGAGGCUAUAACAUCUGUGGUUCCAGGUAUGACUGAAACGGUGCUUCAGGUAGACUUCCUUGUUGAACAGAUCCACUCCCUUUCGAAUGAAGUGGACAGACGGGCAAUGGUUCCCAUGAAAGUAGAAACACCUCAUCCCCCCAUGAUAGGUCGGUGUCAGAAUAAAAACAAUCCGGUACAUCUGUGCGCAGCCGGCGUCGUGCCCUACGUUGAGUUGGAUCAGAUGACAGUGCUUUCAAUUGUUCACGACUUCUUCUCCAGCACACUGGUUGAGCACCCGGACGUUCUCCUUCCCACAAUCGACGUCCCAAAAAUCUACUUGCACUACCUUAAUUCUGUUAUUGAAACAAGGCCUGGGUUGGAAAAGUUCACGCAACCGGAGCACCUCGCCAUCAACAUGGAUUACAUUGCGCGUAGCAGAGAGCGGUGCCGACCUUCACUUAAAUUGUUGACGGGAAUUUUGGAUGGCAUAUACCCGAGUCGACUGGCGUGUGAUGUAAUAGCUAUCAUUGAAAAUGUGCGAACGGAAUUGAAGGAACUUGCUACGGCGCAGAAACGGUCACGGCUGCGUCGCACUGCUGUCGCUGACUGCAUUGCACCUGUUUUACAAUUGAAAACAGAGAAGGAUGUAGCCCUUUUAAAGGAGGCUUUGGGUGUCGACACAACUCACGAUGUGGGAGGUCUAAUUAGUUUGAGUGGGAAGUUCAUGUCCACCUUCUUCGAUCAGGAAUGUGCAUCCGCCAUUUUAUUCUACUGCAACUUAAUUGAGCGCCUCACAUUGUACUCGGAGCGUGUGGACCAGGAAGGCGGAGUGAAUGUAAUUACAUAUGACAAUGUUAACAAAGCGAUCAUGGAAGUCGAGCCGCUUACACCGAGGCCAGUGUUGAGGGAACUGUCCGAAAAGUCAAUGAGCAAAAGCACGUUCGCAGACAUACAUGCCGCACGACUUCGUGACAUCAUUAGCGUUUUGGGUUCAGCGCCGGUGAUCCGUCGGUCGCCACUGCAACCGGAGGGAUGUACGCUAUAG